Messenger RNA from Thalassophryne amazonica, 5146 nucleotides. It is a transcript of the gene ube3c, whose product is annotated as ubiquitin protein ligase E3C. The transcript is spliced from 22 exons. Gene Ontology annotation, biological process: ubiquitin-dependent protein catabolic process; protein polyubiquitination. Bases 152 to 3055 code for a protein of 967 amino acids. NCBI's taxonomy places the organism in Eukaryota, Metazoa, Chordata, Actinopteri, Batrachoidiformes, Batrachoididae. Gene Ontology annotation, molecular function: ubiquitin protein ligase activity. The record is from RefSeq and is a predicted model, not a curated record.
AAGUCCAUCAGAAGAAGAAGAAGACGACGACGCCUUGACGGCUGUGUCCGUAUGGUUUGUGUUGGCUGGUGUUGACCUACUCUCUUCCCUCUGGAGUUAUUGCAUUUAAGCACUGGCAACAUCUCAAUCAGUCGAUGGGAAAAAUCUAACAAUGUUUAGUUUUGAGGGAGAGUUCAAGACCAGACCCAAGGUAUCACUUGGAGGAGCAAGUAAAAAGGAGGAGAAGGCAUCUCUCUUGCACCGUACUCAAGAAGAAAGAAGAAAGAGAGAGGAUGAGAGAAGACGAUUGAAAAAUGCCGUUAUCAUUCAGUCCUACAUACGUCGCUAUCAGGACUUAAAACAACAGUAUGCUAUCCAGAGAGCCAAGUUUGAUGAUUGUGUCAACCAGCUACAGGCAGGAGGAUCACAUGUCUUAGAUGGUACUGGCCUGUGCCUCUUAUCCAGACAGCUCAUAUUUUUCUACAGACAGAGUGUGGAUACACGUAGAUUGAUAUGGUUGUGCCAGAAUUUGGUGAAACACAACAGUGAGUUUGUGAAGCUGUUGGUGAGCCCACAGAGACAGACAUGUAUGUUUCAGAUCAAGAGGCUCUUAGGCUUUUGCUGCAGGCUACUGCAGAGCUGCACAAAUGACAGUUUAAAUUUUGCGCUUCCUAUGCGGAUGCUAGAAACUUUUUCUUCAAAGAAAACUUAUCUUCCAGUUAUUCCAGAUGAUAAUGAUGUAGCUUCAGUGCUCGAGCAGAUUUUGCAUUACAUGAUACAGAAAGGAUACUACAGGUCACUGUAUAUUCUUGUGAAUCACAGGCUCCCUCCUACUCUGGUGUACAGUGACGCUCCCUCUGUCCCUCUGGCAACGACACUGUUGGACCACAUUCUCAAACCCCUGCACUUUACCUACUCCUCCUGCACAAGAAGCGCAAGGCAGUUUGUUUUUGCAGCUUUUACAGAGGAGUUCAUCUCGGCACCAUUCACUGGGCAGAUCUAUAACUUUUAUAUCCCGGCUUUGUCGUCGUUGUUGUUGUCGUUCCCAUUUGAGGCCUUUUUGAGCUCCCUCCAGGCCACAGUAGGCUCCUCCUCAGCUGCACAGACAGAGGCUCCUUGGCUGUUUUACUUUGUUCUCUCUGUAGGGGAGAACUGCUUAGGAUCACUGUCCGAUGAAGGUCUCCUUCUGUACUUAAGAGCACUGCAGAUGCUGCUACCACUGCUGCCUGUUUCAGAGAGCAGCAGCCAUCAUGAUGUAGACAGCGACUCUGAAGAUGAGGAUGACACUGACAUGCAUCUCCCACCCAUACAGGAUGACAGCCGAAUUUCUGUGCAGCAUAUCACAGAGGAGUGCAUCCACAAGCUGGACACCAAGCAGCAAACAAAUGCCCUUCUGAAGCUGGUAUGGAGAGAUUCAGCCAAUGAGGAGAUUUUCACCUUGAUGGCUUCCAUUUGUCAUACACUCAUGGUCCAACACCGACUCAUGGUGCCAAAAGUCAGACUUCUAUAUAGCUUAGCUUUUAAUGUACGGUUCCUGAGGCACCUCUGGCACCUAAUAACUUCCAUGACAACCAAAAUGAUCACUGGCUCUAUGGUGCUGCUGUUGCAGCUCAUCUCGAGAGGUUCUCCGUUGUCAUUGGAGGAUUCCAACCGCAUCAUCCCUCUCUUCUACCUCUUCAGCUCUCUGUUUAGUCAUUCACUCAUCUCUGUACAUGACAGCGAGUUUUUUGGUCAUGAAAUGGAAGCAGGUCAGAUGCAGUCCUCCAUGAUGCCCUUCACACUGUCAGAGCUGGUGACUCUUUCUCGCUGUCUGAGGGAUGCAUGCCUAGGAAUCAUCAAGCUGGCCUAUCCUGAGACCAAAACAGAACACCGUGAGGAAUAUAUGGCUGCGUUCCGCAGCGUUGGAGUGAAGACAGACACUGAGGUUCAGCAGCGCAUUCAGACUGAGCAAAAGUGCUGGGUGCAACUCUUCAAGGUCAUUACUAACUUGGUGAAGAUGGUGAAGGCUCGUGACAUCAGACGACCCUUUUGUCCAAAAGGUCACUGGCUGUCUGAAGAGGUCAACAUCCGAGCAGAUAAGGUCAUGCAACUCUAUGUUCCUUCUGCAAGACACUUGUGGCGAACACGAAGGAUGGGCCGCAUCGGGCCACUGCAGUCAACACUCGACGUUGGCUCAGAGUCUACCCAGCUGUCUGUGUCUGAAGAGAGGCAUCUCGCCAUCCUCACAGAGCUCCCCUUUGUGGUUCCUUUUGAGGAGCGAGUCAAGGUAUUUGAGGGGGAUUUAAAGUGUCUCAUUUUUCCACAGGCACUGUAUGAAAAUAUGCUGGUGGAAUUGCCUUUUGCCAGUUUUUUCCUGUCCAAGCUGUUGGGAACCAGUGCUGAUGUGGACAUCCACCAUCUGGCUUCAUUGGAUCCAGAGAUGUAUCGAAACCUUCUCUUCCUUAAGAGCUAUGAGGGUGAUGUGGAGGAGCUGGGUCUCAACUUCACAGUUGUCAACAACGACCUGGGGGAAGCUCAGGUAGUUGAACUGAAACUUGGAGGAAAGGACAUUCCUGUGACCACUGCAAACAGGAUAGCCUACAUCCAUUUGGUGGCUGACUACAGACUGAACAAGCAGAUCAGGCCUCACUGUUUGGCCUUCAGACAGGGUUUGGCCAACGUGGUCAACCUGGAGUGGUUGCGCAUGUUUGACCAGCAGGAGAUUCAGGUGUUGAUAUCUGGGGCUCAUGUGCCAAUUUGUCUUGAUGACCUGAAAAGGUUUACAAACUAUUCAGGUGGCUACACAGCCACUCACCCCGUAAUCCAGAUAUUCUGGGAGGUGGUCGAAGGCUUCACAGAUGAAGAAAAGCGCCAACUACUGAAGUUUGUCACCAGUUGCUCUCGACCACCACUGCUGGGCUUCAAGGAACUUUACCCAGCCUUUUGCAUCCAUAAUGGCGGCACCGACCUGGAGCGUUUGCCCACUGCCAGCACCUGCAUGAACCUCCUGAAGCUCCCAGAGUUCUGUGACCAGCACCUGAUGAGGAACAAGCUUCUGUACGCCAUCGAGUCCUCAGCUGGUUUUGAGCUGAGCUGAGGAGGACGAAGGCUUCUCCAUCUCUGCAUUCAUGGAUUCAAAGCCAAAGGAUGGCUUGAAGGAAGACUUGUGAUAUACCUGAUGUAUUGUUUGUUUCUAUGUGCCAAGCCACAGGUGAGAGAAUGGUCACCCACAGACUGAAAUAAUGGUGCAAAGAUGAAGCCUUUUUUUUUUAAUCUUCAUGUUUUUAAGUAACUCCAGUGUUUAGUAAUACAUUGACAGUAUGCUUUAUGAGAGCACAGAUAGUUGAAUUUAGCAGGAAAUAUCCAAACGUGACAUGAGCAGCUGUUGUUGCUGCUCUCUUCUGUAAUAACACCAAAGAUGAAGUGGCAUCUUGGAAGAAAAAGGCAAUAUAAUAUCAGAGGGACAGACUGCAGGACUCUAAAGCCACAUUGUGGUUUGCUAAGGGCUGUCGAAACAGGUUUGCUUAGCUUCAUUAUGUAUUUUCUAGUAGAGUUCACCAAAAUGUCUGCUGUUUGUUUUAAUAUAGUGCAACAGGUAACUGAAGUUUUCUUUGAAAUGUUGGUAGAAGAACCAAAUUUUGUAAAAAACAAAACAAAAAAACAAUACCAAAAGUCACCACCUCAUAUUACUCUUGAAAAUGCCCACAGGUCAAUCAGAUUUUCAAGAAAAAAAUAAAAGAAAAAUGUCCAUCAUUCAGGUGUGUUGAAAAGCACAGAAUCCCAACAUGUUGACCACUUUGGAUGGUGGUGUCCAGUACUAGACACUUGACUAUGAGGAAGUUCUGUACAGACCCCAGGUCCAUUGGGCCGGUGCUUGUCCCAGUGUAUGAUGGCAUGAAGCAGAUAAGAGUCUACAACUCCCAAUGACUGGGAGGAAGGUCCCUCACUUUCCCAGCUAAGACUCCUGCCCAGGGACACAGACAAGUAGUGUGACUAGGAUUCAAACCCAGGUCUACCUAUUUAUAGGCAGCAUGCUUUGCAUCAGGGAUGGAACGAUAUAUUGUGUGUCGUGAAAAUCAUAUCAUGGGGUCUGUAUUGAAUCAUAUCUUAAAAAAAAAAAAAUUCUGUGAUACCAUGAAAGUCAAUUACUGCAUGCAAGAAAUGUCUUGCAGAACAGCCAUAAAUGAUUUAUAAAUUAUACAAAUAGGAAACAUAAAAUUAAGGAUUACAAUUUAUCCAUCACAAUAAUUUAAAGUAAAACAUUGACCACAAAUUACUGUAUCUACAUUAUUAGUGUGAACAGUGAUGUAAUUAUGUAUUGUGUUGCAUAUAGAAUUGCGAUAGGUCCAUUGUGAUAAAUAUCAUGUCUUGGAGCUGGAGUAUUGUUCCCACCCCUGCUUGGCAUGCUGAAGUAAUUAUGCUCUGGUUGAGGAAUGGCUGGUGGAAUUUUAAGUUCAGAUUCCACAUGGUUAAAAAGGUAUGAUUUGAUGCUACGGUCAUCAAUGUUGGGCAGGUCCGUGCAUAUCUAUCUCCAGAAGUACAACUUUCAUAACGUGCGCAGCAGCCAUCUUGAAAAUUUGAGUCGUUUAUGAGCGUUUUCGAAAGAGUAAUGUCUGGGCAGUAUUUUUGCAAGAAUUGGGUGCUCGUACCACUAUUUGAAAGAUUCCCCUGAAGUCUUCUGUUACCUGCUUCACUAAUGGCUGUCAUGUUCAGUAUUUAGAGGUACACGCCUUCUUAUUCAUUCCCUGUGUGAAAUUGUCCCCAAAGUUCAGUCAUUGUCUUUGUCUGGAAGCAGCGUGCUGUGACUGAAAACCUGGAUUUGUGUGCACUGUUUUGGACUUGGAAUGAUUAUGGUGUGUCACUUCAAUUAUGCACAUGCCAUGUGUGGAUAUGUCAGAGGGAUUAUUUUGCAGGACUGGAUUGGGGGGUUGAAGUGUUAUGAUUGUGCAUUUGUGAAUAUGUAUAUGUUUGCAGUUAUGCUUGUAUUCAGUAUUUGUAAAGGUUUUUCCUUCUGCGUGAUGAGUGGAGGGCUGUUCUUUCCCCACAUUCUUGCUAAGAUGAACAAUCUCUCCCCUGAUCAAAGUUCUCAGCUUUGGUUUUUGAGGAGCGGCGACUGUCACGGCGAUCAGGAUUACCAACAGGGUGAAAAUAAGAGAAUGGAAACGAAUAAACCUUCUUUUGCAUUUUC